This is a messenger RNA of Colletotrichum spaethianum, 3693 nucleotides long. RefSeq lists its product as uncharacterized. Bases 1 to 3693 code for a protein of 1230 amino acids. The record is from RefSeq and is a predicted model, not a curated record. The transcript has a single exon. Gene Ontology annotation, molecular function: ATPase inhibitor activity; protein-folding chaperone binding. Gene Ontology annotation, cellular component: cytoplasm. Lineage: Eukaryota; Fungi; Ascomycota; Sordariomycetes; Glomerellales; Glomerellaceae.
AUGCUGGGGAAGCUCUUCAACUUGGGCACCGGGAGUGCUACAGGUGCUUCUGGCCCUCCGCACACCAACUACAACAACAGCAACAAUCUCAACAACGAUGCCACUUGCAAAGACUCACCACAGUCCCUUGAAUCUAUGCAGGAGGAUAUCCACACUCGCAACCUCUUAUUUCCCGACACGGAAGCUCUGUACCAACAUCGGAAUGAUCAAGUCUUUCCUCUGUCUAUGGUCUCUGCUCUUCCUUUGGCGUCAAUAGCCAGUGCCUUCGACUACGAUGGCGAUAUUGACCUCGAUGCCCGCCACGUCCGUCUCCUCAUCAUGCAGGACGCCGUUGCUUCCUUGCCUGCACAGCUUCUCUUCGACAGCCAUCCUGCACCACCAAAGCCGCCCUCCACCACACCUGGAGAACGACCAGCAACAGGCAUCGGAACCGUGCAAGACUCCUAUCGGGGUCCUACUUCGCCCAGGAAGAGCAGCCUGAACCAGACAUCGCGGCCUCUCGUGAUCCAACCCGACAGUCCUCAACCCCGCCAGGGUGCUUUUGAUCGCAGGGCCUCGAUGCAGGGCCGAACUCAAUCUCAGGCUGAGACAGACCUCCAGCGCGCACGUAGGGAGUACAAUGAUGAGAUCCAUGCCUUUGCCGGCUCCGUUUUUGGCAACUCAGAGUUGAUGGCCUACAAAGGCACUUCAACAAAAGUCCACAUUGUCCCGACCGAAAACCGCCCAGAGUAUGGAGGUUCCUACCUCGGUGAUGGCCGCGGCUCCAUUGGCAGGUCAAGCAUGCGAUCCAGCAGACUGGCACAGUCCUACACAUCGGACAACGUCUCACCCAUGCAACCACCACAGUCCUUCACCUCCUCUGCACCCAACACACGCAGUCCGCCAGAGAGGAGAAAGAUCCUCAUCACACGACUAUUCCCCGUCUUGCUUCCCAGCGACGACGACACACAGAGUGAUACCCCCUUGAGCCGUUUCUCGGACCAUAACACGGGAUUUCCGUUCCCGCAGUCUGCCGACGAGGCAAAUGCCCCCAAGAAAAAGAAGCCGCAGCCCAAGCAAAAGCGCACGCCGAUGUACGCAGUUGUGUUGGUGGUUCAGCUGCCACCCAACUCGGGGCCGAUGGCCCCUCCCUCCACCAUCAGAUCGACUUUCCGCGGCGCCAGCUCCUACACGGACCAAGACUCGUUCCCUUCUUCUAUGAAUUCGGCUCGCCGCUCCGCCUGGACCAUGUCUGGGUCCGGGUUCCCCAUCGACUCGAUGGAGUCAUCUUGCUCGACCGACGUGGACGACAGAAUGGACACCGUCACGCAGCAGUGGGAUAUUAUCAUGCGAACAUUGACACAUCUACAGGGAGUGGUUGCCACCACGCUUGGCGUUUUGCUGAAACAAGCCGACAUCACCUCGCCGGAUCCUUAUCCGAAUUCGGUGUCUUCAUAUGUCGGCAGAGCUCCAUCUAUAAGCGGGAGGAGGAAUGAGGAGCCUCAUUUCAUCAAGCCUCCCAAAACCAAUGCCAAGGUCAUAGCUUUGCAGCCCCUUUGUUUACAGAACGACGAUAACAUCAUACAAGAGGCCAACUCUGCCAGGAUCCGGAUCGUCACGGGUCUCCGCGCCCAACGCGUCAUCACAGCACAGGGGAGGUGGGGCAUUUGGAGGGACGAAGCAAGAUGGAUGGCGAGGAAGGCCGGCGAGAAGGAGCAUGGAUUUUUCUUCUUCAACCUCUUGACCGGGUUUCUUGCGACGCACACCGAUUGGUUGAACGCCAUGAGCCCAGCAUGGUACCGACGAAAGCACUAUCAACAACAAAAGGCAAAGGGCGAAGACGACCUCUCGUUGCCAGCACGGACAGUCAUCAUCGCUUCAGACAAGAUGCUCGCACGACGCCUCAUCUUUCUCCUUUCCGCAUUCCUCCCAUCUCACCAACAUCUCUCGGCCAAGACCCACCGGCCGAGCACCUCCGCUUCCUUUGGAGCGUUUUCUCAGUCGCCCCCUUCACUAAUCAUCCCCAUCCUCCGUGAAGAAUCGUUGCGACGUAAAAUCAAUAGACGGACGGGCCCUAGACGCAUCUCCCAUUCUCGUACAGUCAGCCAGAGUACACGUGCCUCCGGGGUUCCCCCUCAGCUCGCGCAUUUGAGCAUGGAGGGCCAUCAUGAGAGGCGUGUUUCGGAUGCUGCUUCGAUACGGUCGAAUCUGCCUAUCCCAGGCAACGACCAGGUCAGCCGAAAGAGCAGCGCGGCAACGACCACAACGAUCACCCCUGAGACAACCAUCCCGCACUUUACAACCGCUCAAAGGUUUGAGAACCGGCGAAGCCUUCGACCUGGUAGCAGUGGCAGUGUCGCGGCCGACGAUCUGAAGAGAACAUUAAAACGAGGCGAGAGUUCGGGACACGUGAGCUCAGCCAGCACAGACUCCCGUGUAUCAAGCUCGCGUUGGGGCAGCGUCAUCAGCACCCUUUGGAACGGCAAGAGGAGAGACUCGACAGGCCUCACCACCCCAAGUCAUCCCUACGGUAGCAACCCUACGUCUCCAACCAAGUCCACCCAGGGAGGGCGCCGGGACAAGCUAGCAGAUAUGGUCAGGGAAGUCAGGACCGAGGGAUAUCGUCGAACGGAUGAUCGCAGCUACAACACAGUGGGCAACGGCAACGGGCCCGCAACUCCUCGAGGUUUCGAUGACCAGAUCAUCGACGAUCCGAUUGAGAGAGUUGCUUUCCCUGAGCGGGUUCCCGAUCCCAGCGGCGACUUCCAGUCGCCUGUCAAGACAUCAAUCAAUGCCGAGGAUGGAGUCAUAGAUGUUGACAUCCCCUUCCCCGACUACAUCACUUCCUUCGAGACUGCCGUCAGCUCGCCGUCGAGCAGCGGUUACCUGUCCACACCUGGCAUUGGCAACGGGUUGGAAGGCUUCGAACAGUUUUCCCGUGUCACGAUUGACGGCGACUCUCCGAUGAAUGUCGCAGGAUUCCUUCAACAAUAUCAUCAGGAUUUCAUUCUGCAGGCAGUUCCCCCACAAGAUACUCUUAUGGAAGACAUCAGAAAGUCGAUGAGAGCCGAGCCGACCCCGUUCGUCACGCAACCAUUUUAUUCAACCGAGCAACCUGCCGACCGCUGGGUUGAUGUCAGCAGCGCUCUGAUUGCAGACACGACGACGCACACGAUCAACAGGAUCCGCUAUCGUCGACUCAUUCGACCUAAGCCGUUCAUAGAUAGAUCGGCUCCUCUGGGCUCCGCGGGCUCGAGCGCCUACGGUGCUGCUCCGAUGACCCCUUCGAUUGUCCCAUAUGAAACACAGCUAGACGACGAGUUCAUUGAGGAGCCGAUUGCUAGUCUUGACGAGGUCCUGAUUGAGGCUGUUGAGAGAGUGAUUGCACAGAGCAAUGAAGUGAGCAAGCAGAGUUCCUCAAACUCAUCCCGGUCGACGAGCAAGAGACGGGACCGUAGCAAUAGCGAGGCAUCGGUCUCGGUGGACUCUCACCAUACCACCCGCAUCCCGAUGGCAUCCCAAGAAGUUCCUCGAGACCAGUGUAAGACAGUGGUAUUGUCCGCUCUGGACGAAAUCAUUCGCGAUGUUAUCGAGGAGCGGGACCACGACACGCCUGACGCCACCAUCCACGCGGUCGACCGUGACCGCGAGAGUACUCUCCGAGAAGCUGUCCGAGUCUGGCUCGAUGCUGUCGACUCUAGCGAACAAAUAUAA